AUGCUCGAGGCAGCCAAGACGAGGAUGGAGCAGGACCUAGGCGACGGAUCUGGCUCUGCUAUGAUUCUGGGCGGGUUUCUCUCCCCUAGCCACGAUCUUUACGUGGGCGAGAAACUAAAGGGCGAAGAUCUGGUACUGAACUCAAAGGAGCGUUUGGAACUCUGUCGACUGCAGACCGCAGACUCUAACUGGAUUGAUGUCGACGCCUGGGAAUCAAACCAGGACCGUUUCUAUGACUAUCACAAGGUCACAUCGAGGCUGCAGCAGUUUCUGCAGGAAAAGUGCCAGUCGAUGCUUGAGCACAAGAUGCGCGCUUUGCUGCAGGACCAGCAGAGUCAACAACAAACACAAAAAUCUUUUGCUCAGAUGGUUCCACAACGAUCAGGGUCACUCGAGUCGAGCAGGAACCCGUUCAACAUCAGGGUCGUAUACCUCUGUGGAGCAGACUUUGUACUCCGGACCGGGGCACGCAAACUCGUAGGUGGCAUUGUAGUCGUAGAUCGACCCCUUGGCGCGCCCUCCUCCAACAGGCGAUCGAUCCUCUUGACCCAGACGGGCGGAUCCAUCUCUGUGCCAGUCUCGAAUCAGAUUGACAAGCAUGAGGAGGCCGCAGCCAACGGCAACGCCACCAAUGCAACACCGACCAUGACCUUGACGGCCAAGCAGCGUGUCUUUAAGCGAUUAGAGCAGUCGUACGGAUCUGAAUGGUGCGAGGCGAGUAGGAACAACAUUUGGUGGCUCCCUGCUAGAAGCCGCACCGAAUCCGAGGACAUCAGCUCUACCAGGAUACGCAACCUACUUUCGGAUCGAAAGAGUUGCCAGGGCUUGCUUCACCCCUUGGUGGCCCAGCGACUACUUGAAAAGAAGGCUCGCCAAGAUGCUGCCUAA
Molecule: messenger RNA, 888 nt
Organism: Gamsiella multidivaricata
Lineage: Eukaryota; Fungi; Mortierellomycota; Mortierellomycetes; Mortierellales; Mortierellaceae
Exons: 1
Coding region: 1-888 (295 amino acids)
Biological process (GO): NAD+ biosynthetic process
Molecular function (GO): nicotinate-nucleotide adenylyltransferase activity; nicotinamide-nucleotide adenylyltransferase activity
Source: RefSeq, a predicted model, not a curated record